AUGCAAAUGAUGGGAAUUGCACAUAAUCUCUAUACUUACAGUAUUUUCAUUAACUGUUUCUGUCGCUGUUCUCAACUCUUUCAUGCGUUAGCUAUUCUUGGCAAGAUGAUGAAACACGGCUAUGAGCCCAGCAUUGUAACGCUUUCUUCACUUCUCAAUGGAUACUGUCACGGUAAUAGGAUUUCUGAGGCGGUAGCUCUGGUUGAUCAGAUGGUGGAAAUGGGAUGUAAACCUAACACAGUGACAUUCAACACUCUAAUCCAUGGACUUUUUCUCAACAACAAAGCUUCAGAUGCGGUGGCUUUAGUUGACAGAAUGGUUGCGAAAGGUUGUCAACCGGAUCUUUUUACUUAUGGUGUGGUAGUAAAUGGAGUGUGUAAGAGAGGUGAUACUGAUUUCGCUUUAAAUCUGCUCAAGAAGAUGGAACAAGGGAAAAUAGAGCCAAAUGUUGUGAUCUAUAACACAGUCAUCGAUGGUCUUUGCAAAUACAAACAUGCNGAUGAUGCACUCGACCUAUUCAAUGAAAUGGAGACCAAAGGAACUAGACCAGAUGUUUUUACCUACAACUCCCUCAUAAUUACGUUCAAUGCAUUGAUCGAUGCAUUUUCGAAAGAAGGGAAGCUUUUAGAGGCCGGAAAGUUGUACGAGGAGAUGAUCCGAAGGUCUAUAGAUCCUGAUAUUUUCACUUACAGUUCACUUAUCAAUGGAUUUUGCAUGCACGAUCGCCUUGAUGAGGCCAAGGAUAUGUUUGAUUUGAUGGUUAGCAAGGACUGUCUCCCAAAUGUAGUGACAUAUAGUACUCUUAUAAAUGGAUUUUGCAAGUCGAAGAGAGUAGAGGAUGGCAUGAAACUCUUUCGUGAGAUGUCUCAAAGAGGAUUGGUUGGCAAUACAAUCACUUACAACACUCUUAUCCAAGGGUUUUUUCAAGGUGGAGAUUGUGAGAAUGCCCAACAAGUGUUCAAACAGAUGGUUUCUAAUGGUGUGCCUCCCAAUAUCUGGACCUACAACAUUUUGUUGGAUGGUCUUUGCAAUAAUGGGAAGCUAGAGAAAGCAUUGGUGGUAUUCCAGGAUUUGCAAAACAGUGAAAUGGAACUCGAUAUUGUCACAUAUAAUAUCAUCAUCGAAGGGAUGUGUAAGGCUGGGAAGGUUGAAGAUGGGUGGGAUUUAUUUUGUAGCCUCAGCCUUAAAGGAGUGAAGCCUGAUGUUGUAACAUACAGUACAAUGAUCUCAGGCUUGUGUGGGAAAGGUUUAAAGCAGGAAGCAGAUGCCUUGUUUAUAAAAAUGAAAGAAGACGGGCCUCUCCCAAAUGACUGUACGUAUAAUACGCUAAUCCGGGCACAUCUCAGAGAUGGUGACAAAUUCAGAUCAGCAGAACUCAUCGAAGAAAUGAAGAGUUGUGGGUUUGCCGGAGAUGCUUCAACAAUAAGCUUGGUCUUUAAUAUGCUAUCUGACGGGAGAUUGGAUAAAAGCUUUCUCGAUAUGCUUUCUCAUCAUCCUCGAUAG
Molecule: messenger RNA, 1503 nt
Organism: Arabis nemorensis
Lineage: Eukaryota; Viridiplantae; Streptophyta; Magnoliopsida; Brassicales; Brassicaceae
Source: the annotation of a GenBank genome assembly